Bombus pascuorum is the source of this 894-nucleotide messenger RNA. RefSeq lists its product as uncharacterized. NCBI's taxonomy places the organism in Eukaryota, Metazoa, Arthropoda, Insecta, Hymenoptera, Apidae. The transcript has 2 exons. The record is from RefSeq and is a predicted model, not a curated record. Bases 46 to 528 code for a protein of 160 amino acids.
GGGUAUGGGUUCUCAGUGCGUAGCAUCAUGCCCUGAGAAACCCCGAUGUAUCUGAUGUUCACCUAUAGUCGGGUGGCGGCUGGUCGGCGCUGUGGCGCCCGUCAGAUCGCUGAUCCGGUGCGGAGAACUUCGGAGAAGUUGGUGGGCUCAUAUCUGUCAAGACCACUCACCUCACCUUCACGUGGGGCUCCCCGUCACCCUGCAUCGGUCCCGACCGGGGUAGGGUGCGAAAGAGUGAGUGGCACCAAGACGAGAAGGCACCAACACACGAUAAAACAUACCCUUGACGAUGAAGAUAAUGAUGAUACGUCGGAAAAUAUAAAUAAUGAAGUUUACGGUGCAGGGGCGGGAUACCCCAGUACCGGCGCAGACGUGGGUGGACAAGCGGGCCCCGCUGUGUCGUUAGCUUGUGACCGUGGCCGGAUGGGGGUGGACCACCAGGCCCCCAUUCAUGUUAUCACGACUGGUGAGGAGGAAGAAGGAGACAUUGAAAUGGAAGAGGCUCCGAUAGAAAUACAGACUCUGUAAGCUAAGCAUCAACAAAAGGAAGUAGCGCCUAUUAGCAGACAUGUUGCACAGUCUCGACCACCAGUGGGAUCUUGGUUGUUCUUGUUCUCCUCCACUCUCAAGGGCAACAACCAUCUCGGUCGCUCGCCUCACCGUCGAACUAUUAUGGCUUGAACUCGAUACGAAUAUCUCCUGCGAGUUCGACAAAUCACUAAUAUCAUCUCGACACGUAAACGUAAGAAUCAUCAUCUUCCACGUCUCUUAAAUCCUUCAUUGGAAACAUCAUAUUGCCUCUUCCUUGAAGUUUCUUUACUAUGCAACGUUCUAUAUUACUAUUGUUAGUUUUAUUUUAUAUAUUUAUAUAUAUAUUUAUUAUUAUUGUUAUUU